ACUUGCCCACGAAAAAUGAGUAACUCGAAGGAUUUGAUGUCGGAAUUCGAGAAACUUCGACAGGAAACUUCCAAAAUUCAAUAUUCCCUCAUCCAGAAACUUCCAUCCGAGCCGUCCAGCUUCGUGGAAAAUCAGCUGCUCCUGGAAACUCAAACACUUUGUGGACAACUUCUGAAAAAUCAAGAAGAACAAAAUAUUCUCAAUGAGAAGCUGAGAAAUGAGCAGAAAAUUAUCAAAUUGAAGCAUAACACAGAGAUGAAAUCGAUGCGAGACAAAUUGGAGACACUUACAACUGCCCAGGCGGCGCAAAAAUUGGAUUUUGAGCGACAUUUCGAAAUGAUGAGACAAUCCCAUUCGGCGAAAAUUGUGAAAAUGGAAAGAGAUUUGAGAAAUAUGAAAUACGAUUUGCAUUCGUUGAGAAGUGAUAUGGAUAGUCGGAAAAACUGCGAAAAUCGUGCUGCUCCGAAACCAGAAUUUCAAAUUUUUGUGAAGGUUCUGGGAGUGAGCUACGCUUUCAAAAUUCACCGAGAAGAUACAGUUUUCGAUAUAAAAAAUGAUAUUGAACAUCGUCAUGACAUUCCCCAACAUUCAUAUUGGCUUAGUUUCAGUGGAAAAAGAUUGGAGGAUCAUUGUUCAAUCGGCGACUACAAUAUUCAAAAAUCUUCUACAAUUACAAUGUACUUCCGUUCUGGAUGAUCAUCUCAUCGAUUUAUUUUUUAAUUGUGAUUUUUACCCGAAAAAUGCCCCAAUAACAUGUUGUUUAAUAGUGUGAAAUAAAGUUUUACUGUUUC
Molecule: messenger RNA, 791 nt
Organism: Caenorhabditis elegans
Lineage: Eukaryota; Metazoa; Nematoda; Chromadorea; Rhabditida; Rhabditidae
Gene: C16C8.4
Product: Ubiquitin-like domain-containing protein
Exons: 3
Coding region: 16-696 (226 amino acids)
Source: RefSeq, marked reviewed